AUGGAGCCCCCUCGUUCAUCUUAUCGCCUCGUCCGCCACCACCUCGCCGCCGUGCCCUUCGAAUCCCUCUCCCUGCACUACUCCCCGCGCCGCACCCUCUCCGUCGACCCCGAGGACCUCUUUCGCAAAAUCGUCCGUCCUCCCCGCGCCGCCCUCGACAGCCCAAACGACGAAGACGACAACGCGGCCGCGGCCGCCGCCGGCGUCCAUCCCGACGGCGACCGCCGCGGCGGCUACUGCAUGGAAGUCAACACCCUUCUCGCCUCCGUGCUCCGCGGCCUCGGCUACGACGUCUUGUCCGUGGGGGCCGCGUAUCCUUUGCCACGCAGAGCAAGCCCGGCGAGGGCUUCGACGGCUGACGCCGCCCUCCCCACCGAACCGGUCCUCGCCGGCCAGCUCGUCCUCAUGGCCGACGAGCUCAAGCUGCGCCGCGUCCGCCCCGGUCGUCCCGACGAAUUCGCCGAGUACGUCGUCCUCGAGCGUUUUCCCACCGAGGAUGCCCGCGUCGCCGCCCUGCGCAAGUGGUUCGGCAUCAACCUGUCCCCGAGGAGAGGGCCGCCAUCGCGGGCCACUUGA
Messenger RNA from Parascedosporium putredinis, 576 nucleotides. The record is from the annotation of a GenBank genome assembly. NCBI's taxonomy places the organism in Eukaryota, Fungi, Ascomycota, Sordariomycetes, Microascales, Microascaceae.